Messenger RNA from Schistocerca americana (American grasshopper), 858 nucleotides. RefSeq names its product acrosin-like. The transcript is spliced from 8 exons. Gene Ontology annotation, biological process: proteolysis. The annotation marks the transcript as partial. Gene Ontology annotation, molecular function: serine-type endopeptidase activity. The record is from RefSeq and is a predicted model, not a curated record. NCBI's taxonomy places the organism in Eukaryota, Metazoa, Arthropoda, Insecta, Orthoptera, Acrididae.
AUGUACAUCCGUCCUGGCACCAACGACGGAAGAGAUGAUGAAGCACCAAUGAUCCAUGUCAGUGAACGAGUCGUCCACGAGAAUUUCAGUAGGGCGAGCCUAGGAAACGAUAUUGCGCUGUUGAAGCUGGAGCAGCCUCUGUCAUUUGGCCCUAAAAUACAGCCAGCGCUUUUGCCAGAACCAUUUGAACAGACUGUAGCUGGAACAGAAGCCACCGUUGUUGGGUGGGGAAUGACAGAGGCGUAUCCUCCCACAAACGCCCUGCAGAAAGCUGACAUCGUGGUGUGGUCAGACGAGGACUGCCAGCAGGCGUACUCGGACUACGACUACCAGCCGCUGCCGUCCAACAUCUGCGCCGGACUGCCACAGGGCGGCAGAGGCCAGUGUAACCUUCUGCCGCUGGCGGCGCUGUGGUACGCCACCUGCGCAGCAGCAACAGACACGAGUGGCGCACGGGUCCGGCGCGACGGAGCGGGUUACAACUAUCCACGGCCAGCACAGCCCUUCCCUCCGCCGCCGCAGCCUUCGUGUCCCGGAGGAGUUCCGGCAGAUGGCUCUCCCCGAGGACCUAAUGGUUGUCCAGCUCCACCACCACCUCCACCUCCUCCUCCUCCUCCUCCUCCUCCUCGUCCAGGCCCAACAUACCUGCCACCACCACCCACCACCACCACCACCACCACCACCACCACACCCCCACCAUCACCACGGCCAACUUAUCUCCCACCACCACCUCCUCCUUGUCCUGAUGGAUCACCACGUGGGCCAUCUGGAUGUCCAGCUCCAGCACCACCGCCACCACCUCCACCACCACCUCCACCUCCACCUCGCUCCACCACCACCGCCACCACCACCACCGCC